This is a messenger RNA of Neocloeon triangulifer, 1459 nucleotides long. Its product is annotated as T-box transcription factor TBX18-like. Gene Ontology annotation, biological process: positive regulation of DNA-templated transcription; cell fate specification; regulation of transcription by RNA polymerase II. NCBI's taxonomy places the organism in Eukaryota, Metazoa, Arthropoda, Insecta, Ephemeroptera, Baetidae. Bases 167 to 1279 code for a protein of 370 amino acids. Gene Ontology annotation, cellular component: nucleus. The transcript is spliced from 7 exons. Gene Ontology annotation, molecular function: DNA-binding transcription factor activity, RNA polymerase II-specific; RNA polymerase II cis-regulatory region sequence-specific DNA binding. The record is from RefSeq and is a predicted model, not a curated record.
UUGGCUGGCACGCCACCCGAGGGAGGUUCCAGCCACUCCAAUAAAAAAUUCACUCGGAAAAAAACUCACUUUGCAAGUCGAGCGUGCAGCUUUUUUAUUGUUCUCGCGACGUCUUCAUUAACUCCGAUCCAUCCACCUGAGAAAGUGAGAACGACCCUUUCGAAGCAUGAGCAGGAUGACCCUGGGCGCAAGCGACGACCUAGUCGCCGACCAGCAGCUCAGCUCCAGGGCGCGCGCCUUCAGCGUCGAUGCCCUUCUGCAGAGACAGGCGCCGAGCACAGAAUCAAGCGCUUUAGAAGAAAUGAAUGAUGCUGAUGAGGCCCCUUCACAGAUGGACAUUUUUAGGCACAAACCUGCGCUGGAGAUAAAGGCUGAUUUGUGCUCCAAAGACCUAUGGAGGAAGUUCCACUCACUGGGUACCGAGAUGAUCAUCACGAAAGCUGGAAGACGGAUGUUUCCGACGGUCAAGGUUCGGGUGCAAAAUCUCGACCCGGAAACCAGCUACAUCAUUUUCAUGGACAUUUUGCCCGUGGACGACAAGAGAUACAGAUACGUGUACCACAGUUCGCAGUGGACCGUUGCCGGAGCGGGUGAUCCUCCGUUACCCAGAAGCACCUACAUCCACCCUGACUCGCCUGCCAGUGGACAGUUGUGGAUGGCCCAGGGUGUCAUUAGUUUUGACAAAUUGAAACUGACCAACAACAGAAGACCAGUCGUCAGAGGACAAGUUUCACUUCAUUCGAUGCACAAAUACCAACCGCGCGUGCAUAUCUUGCGAACGCACGACUUAGACACCCCAGCCGAGGCGCAAGUGCUGGUCGCCCUGCAGAGUUUGAAGAAAGGAACCGUCCCUAAUCCUGAUCUCUACACCUUCAGCUUCCCCGAGACGAAAUUCACCACGGUGACGGCUUACCAAAAUCAACAAAUCACCCGUCUAAAAAUAGCCAGCAAUCCGUUCGCGAAGGGUUUUCGGGAAGCUUCUAAGCCAUCAAGGAAUGCAGAUGAAUCCUCUCGGGCAACUUUUUCGAUGUACUCGAACAACCAACUUUUCUGUCCACCUCACGGACUGCAACCGGACUUCAGGUCGUACUCGUGGCCACCACCGGCACCCAUCAACACGCCGAUCAAGUUUGUCAUCCCCCCGUCACCCACCCUGAUGCCCUUCAGAAGUCACAACUACUUCGCCGACUUCCCUUAUCCACCCCAUCAGACCAACGCGCUCUUUUCAGGGUUUGCGAAGCCUUUGGAAGCACUGGACUUGUCGGCGGCUUUGAAAUAGACUGCAUAAUAUUAUUUACCAUGACACAAAACUAGUCCAUUCCAAACUCAUCAUUAUCAAUUAUCACAUUCCAUAUAAAAAAUUUCAUCACGUGAAUUAAAAAGAAAAUAAUAAUAAUAUGGAUAAAUUUAUUAUUUAAAAACCUCCGAUGCUGCUGAGAUUUGAAACGUGUGAAAAUUU